AUGGGGGGCUUCGAUGACGACGACUUGCACGAUUACGAAAACGAGGAUUUGGGGUUUGACGAAGACGCGUUGAACGAUGACGAAUACGACCAAUUGUACGACGCUCUUCCCAAACUCAAGGCCCUUGCGAAGAAUUACCAGGUCGACGAAAAGGCGUUGAAAGAAAUCCUAUGGAGCAAUUAUUUCAGCGUAGAAGACUCCUUUGAGGAGGUGAAGCAGAACUACAAGCGUGAGUAUGAUGAGUACGUGUGGGUGGUCCCUGACGGUGAACGGCCAAUGUCUAAGCUGGAGCUGCUGGCACAGCAACGCAGAGAACGCACGGGCCUGCGCGGGCUCAGGAGCGAGGGCAGAGAGGGUUUGUCUGGUCUUCUUGGGAGGGUCAAGGAUACGCCAAAACGGGAGAGAGUCAGAAGGCCUAGACCGACUGAGACCAAACAGGAGGAGCAAACUACUGCUCCAAAACCGGAUGAACAGGGGGUUGAGGAAAUACAGAAACCGGAGGAGACCGAGCCCAUCUGCCUACUUCCUCCGCUUCCGUCUACCACAUCAUUUAACAUACUGACUACCACUCCGUCCAGCCUAAUUUCUCUCCUUUUUGUGCGCCCCACAGAGCCACCGUCUCCGUUGCCCAAUAUCAGUCUAUAUACUAACUCCGAUCUAGCGAAGAAAGCCGCUGCAAAUUUUGCGAAGCCGGGCCCCGACGACCGCAAAGUGGAGAAUCUCACAGAGAAGGUGGCUAAGAUCAAGAUAAAAGAGCCAAAGCCGGUGGCAUCGAAGCCGAAACAGAAAAUUAAUAUUGACGCAGAACUGGCGAAGAAAAACAGCAAGCCAAAUUUGUCGUUUGUCGUGAUCGGCCACGUCGACUCCGGCAAGUCCACGCUGAUCGGCCGGCUGCUAUACGAUCUGGGCAUUGUCGACUCCAAGACGCUGCACAAGCUCACUAAAGAGAGCGACGCGAUGGGCAAGUCGUCGUUCUCGCUCGCCUGGAUUAUGGACCAGACGCAGGAGGAGCGUUCCCGAGGCGUCACCGUCGACAUUUGUCAGACACAGAUCGAGACCCCAACGCAGAAGUUUACCAUUAUCGACUCUCCGGGCCAUAAAGACUACGUUCCGCAGAUGAUCAACGGUGUGAGCCAGGCCGACCUAGCGGUCAUGAACAUCGACGCAAACUCGUUCGAAAGCGGUUUCAGCAACCAGGGCCAGACCAAAGAGCACCUGACCAUUGCCAAAAGUCUCGGCAUCGAGCGGUGUGUGGUGACUAUCAACAAGCUGGACGUUACGCAGUGGUCGCAGACGGUGUACGACGCGAUCUGCGACCAGAUUAGACAGUUUCUAGUCGACGAGCUGGCGUACGACGCGGCGAACCUGGUUUUUGUGCCGACGUCGGGUUUCCUCGGCGACAACGUUGUCAAGCCAAGCAAGAAUCUGUCGUGGUACACGGGUCCGACGCUGAUGCAAGUUUUAGAGCAGGAAAAUAGAGCAGUCAGUCACGUGGUGGACAAGAAAUCGCCUUUUGUCAUGGUAAUCAGCGACAUCCAAGAGUCCAGCAAGAACGAUGAGCUGGUGAUCAGCGGGCGGAUCAACUCGGGCAUCAUCCAGCCCGGCGAGAGCGUGAGCAUUUCUCCGAGCCAGGAGGUGGCCGUCGUGGACUCGAUCUCGAUCACGGCGUCGAGCGUCGGGUCGUCGGUGAUCAAGCACGAUCUGCAGAAACUUGCACAGGAGGGCGAGUUUGUGGAGCUGAAGCUGAAGAAGCUGGCGUCGUGUGAAAACAUCAAAAUUGGAGACGUGGUGACUUUGGCGUCGAACGUUCUGCAACCUGUGAAAAAAUUCAAGUGCGAGCUAAACCUGUUCAACAUCGAGCGGCCGCUUCUCGUGGGCACGCCGUUCGUGCUGUUCAAGAACGGGAUCUCUGUGCCGUCACGGCUGAGCGAGAUCGAGUCGAUCGUGACGAAAGACGGCAGGAGCAAGAAACGGCGCCAUCUGAGCUCGAACAACAAGGCCGUGGUGGUGGUAGAGCUGCUCGAACGAGAGCUGCCCCUCCUGACAGUCGCACAGCACCACAAGCUGGGCCGCGUGGUGGUCCGUAAAGACGGGCUGAGCAUCGGCGCCGGGAAAAUCCUCGAGCUGGUGGCAUAA
Messenger RNA from Ogataea parapolymorpha DL-1, 2136 nucleotides. Its product is annotated as elongation factor EF-1 alpha subunit. Gene Ontology annotation, biological process: translation. NCBI's taxonomy places the organism in Eukaryota, Fungi, Ascomycota, Pichiomycetes, Pichiales, Pichiaceae. The coding region runs from base 1 to 2136 and encodes 711 amino acids. Gene Ontology annotation, molecular function: GTP binding; GTPase activity. The transcript is spliced from 2 exons. The record is from RefSeq and is a predicted model, not a curated record.